AAACUCGGCCUCAACAUGUCGGACUUCUCGUUCUGCGACUCCUCACUCUCCUACAAGGAGAGAGCGAAGGAUUUGGUGAAGCGGAUGACCCUCCAAGAGAAGGUACAGCAGCUCGGCGACCUCGCCUACGGAGUCCCGAGGCUAGGGCUUCCCAAGUAUGAGUGGUGGUCCGAGGCACUCCAUGGCGUCUCUAACGUGGGCCCUGGGACCUUCUUUGAUGAUGUUGUUCCCGGCGCGACGAGCUUCCCAACCGUCAUCCUCACGACCGCCUCCUUCAAUGAGUCUCUAUGGAAAAGUAUUGGCCAGGCUGUUUCGACCGAAGCGAGAGCAAUGUACAACCUAGGAAGGACCGGGUUGACGUAUUGGAGUCCGAACAUUAACGUGGUAAGGGACCCCAGGUGGGGACGAGCUCUGGAAACCCCCGGGGAGGACCCUUUCGUGGUCGGGAGGUACGCCGUGAACUACGUCCGCGGCUUGCAAGACGUUGAGGGAGCCGAGGUCACGGCCAACCCGAACCAAAGGCCUCUCAAGGUCUCCUCAUGUUGCAAGCACUACGCAGCGUACGACAUCGAUAACUGGCUAGGGGUCGAUCGUUUCCACUUCGACGCGACGGUACGCGAGCAAGACAUGGAGGAAACAUUCCUCAGGCCUUUCGAGAUGUGCGUGAAAGACGGCGACGUCAGCAGCGUCAUGUGCUCUUACAACAGAGUCGACGGGAUUCCAACUUGCGCCGAUCCGAACCUCUUGAAGGAUACGAUCAGAGGAGAGUGGGAUCUUCACGGGUAUAUCGUCUCCGACUGCGACUCUAUCCAAGUAAUGGUGGAUUAUCACAAGUUCCUCGGCGACACAAACGAGGACGCCGUGGCGAGAGCGCUCAAAGCAGGUUUGGACUUGGAUUGUGGAGUUUACUACACGAAUUUCACGGCCGAUGCCGUGAUGCAAGGGAAGGUGAGGGAGAGAGAGAUCGACAGCUCGUUGAACCAUCUCUAUGUCUUGCUCAUGAGGCUAGGGUUCUUCGAUGGAAGUCCGAAGUAUGAAUCCCUCGGCAAGGACGAUGUUUGUACCAAGUCGAAUAUCGAGUUAGCAGCUCAAGCGGCGAGGGAAGGAAUCGUUCUCUUGAAAAAUAACCAAACCCUCCCUCUUAGUUAUCACAAAGUCAAAACCCUAGCCGUCGUCGGCCCUCACGCCAACGCCACCGCGGCGAUGAUCGGCAACUAUGCCGGCAUUCCGUGCCGAUACACCGCGCCCAUCGACGGCUUCUCGAGGUAUGGAAAGGUGAAGUACGAGAUGGGGUGCGGGGACAUCGCUUGCAAGAACGACAGCUUCAUUUUCCAGGCCAUGAAAGCCGCCGCGCAGGCCGACGCGACGAUAGUCUUGGCGGGACUGGAUCUGUCGGUGGAGGCCGAGGGUUUGGACCGGACCGACCUCUUCCUUCCCGGCUACCAAACUCAGCUCAUCAAUCAAGUGGCCGAGGUUGCCAAGGGCCCCGUCGUCCUCGUGAUUCUAUCGGCCGGCGGCGUCGACAUCUCGUUUGCGGAGGAAAAUCCGAAAAUCGGCGGCAUCUUGUGGGCUGGAUAUCCCGGAGAGGAAGGUGGUCGAGCUAUUGCCGAUGUUGUCUUUGGCAGAUAUAAUCCUGGUGGAAGGCUACCGCUAACAUGGCACACGGCGGACUACGUCGAUAUGUUGCCCAUGACAUCGAUGACGCUGAGGCCGGACCCCUCCCUGGGCUACCCGGGACGCACCUACAAGUUCUUCAACGGCUCCGUCGUGUACCCCUUCGGCUACGGGCUAAGCUACACGUGGUUCAACUACACGCUGACGCCCGCGAAUAAGCAAUCCGUCCACAUCAGGUUGGGGAGUCUCGACUACUGCCGCGACCUCGACUACAGCCCCGGCACCAAGAGGCCGCCGUGCCCCGCGGCGCCCAUCGAGGACUUGGAUUGCGGCCUCCACCACAUCGAUUUCGAGGUGGAAGUGAGGAACACCGGGACGAGGGACGGGAGCGACGUCGUCUUGGUGUACUCGAAGCCUCCUGAUGGGAUCUUGGGCACCUACAUAAAGAAAGUGAUUGGGUUCAAGAGGGUCUUCGUCAGUGCUGGAAGUAGCCAUAAGGUUCAUUUCAAGAUCGAUGCUUGCAAGGGCUUGGAAUUGGUCGAUUACGCCGCGAGUCGCGUCCUGCCAUCUGGGGGUCACUCCAUUGUGAUCGGAGAUGAUAUUGUUUCUUUUCCUUUUCAAGUUAACAUCAGUUAA
Messenger RNA from Syzygium oleosum, 2250 nucleotides. RefSeq names its product probable beta-D-xylosidase 5. Gene Ontology annotation, biological process: arabinan catabolic process; xylan catabolic process. Gene Ontology annotation, molecular function: alpha-L-arabinofuranosidase activity; xylan 1,4-beta-xylosidase activity. The record is from RefSeq and is a predicted model, not a curated record. The coding region runs from base 16 to 2250 and encodes 744 amino acids. The transcript has 6 exons. Gene Ontology annotation, cellular component: plant-type cell wall. Lineage: Eukaryota; Viridiplantae; Streptophyta; Magnoliopsida; Myrtales; Myrtaceae.